Molecule: messenger RNA, 840 nt
Organism: Varanus komodoensis (Komodo dragon)
Lineage: Eukaryota; Metazoa; Chordata; Lepidosauria; Squamata; Varanidae
Product: paired box protein Pax-6-like
Exons: 7
Coding region: 1-840 (279 amino acids)
Biological process (GO): anatomical structure development; regulation of transcription by RNA polymerase II
Molecular function (GO): RNA polymerase II cis-regulatory region sequence-specific DNA binding; DNA-binding transcription factor activity, RNA polymerase II-specific
Source: RefSeq, a predicted model, not a curated record
AUGGGGGUGAAUGGCAUGUAUGAGAAGAGCAGAAUGCUGAACAUACAGAACAACGCGUGGGGUGGUCGCCAGGAGUGGUACCAAGACAGUUUGGUGACAGGACAAUCCAACCCUGACAGCUGCCAGCAACUGGAGAGUGGCCUGGAUCCUGAGCACGCCCAAGGUGCCAGCAGCCAAGACCUAGAUGAGUCCCAAAUCCGUUUGCAGCUGAAGCGCAAAUUGCAAAGGAACCGGACAUCUUUUACCCAGGAGCAGAUUGAGGCACUGGAGAAAGAGUUUGAGCGCACUCACUACCCUGAUGUCUUUGCCCGUGAACGCCUGGCAGCAAAAAUUGAUCUCCCAGAGGCCCGGAUCCAGGUCUGGUUCUCCAACCGCCGAGCCAAGUGGCGUCGGGAGGAAAAACUGCGGAACCAAAGGCGCCAAGCAGGGGGCACCGGGGGGCACUUGACCAUAAACAGCAAUUUCGGCACUGGGAGCAGUACUGUCUACCAGUCCCUGCCCCAGCCUGCCGGCUCAGGUACUAUGCUGGGCCGUACAGAAAGCACCCUCAGCAACAAUUAUGGCGCCCUUCCACCUUUACCCACUUUCUCUAUGGCCAACAGCCUUCCUAUCCAGGCAGUGCCCCCUGUUGCCAGCCAGACGUCAUCUUAUUCCUGCAUGCUCCCCAGCAGCUCAUCAGCGCGAAACUACGAUUCGUACACACCCUCCCAGCUCCCUUCCCAUAAUCUGAGCUCCAGCAAUGGAGCUUCUACUGGGUUAAUCUCUCCAGGAGUAUCGGUUCCUGUACAAGUUCCGGGUGGGGACCCUGAUCUUACCCAAUAUUGGCCAAGGCUGCAGUGA